GACCUCCAAUUCAAGAAAAAUUCCAACACCAAACCUUCUUCAAAUUCUUCCAUAUCCAAAAUUUCCCAAUUUGGAUAGAAGAAAGGAAUUUCAAACCCUUAAGCUGAAUUUUCGUGGUGACGUUACAACCUCAUAUUUCUAUACCGCACUUUGCUUGUUCGCGUAAUUUUCGCAUGCCUUGAGCUCGAAGCUAAAACCACCGAUCAUCCGUUAUCUAGUUUCUCUGAAACCCAUCCGAUAAUUCAGGCAUCCCAGACUCAUGGCGACCGCCACAAUGGCCACAGCAGCAGGUGCAGCUGCACUUCUGUACUAUACAUUAAACAAAAAACUGCAGUCAAGUCCGGCAACAGGUGAUGAUGAUGAAAAUGGAAGUGAGGUACAUAAUGAUGCUGCUUUGGGGAUUGAUAGAAUUUCCAAUAGACUUAUACAAGCUCCUGCAACAUGGUUAGAAACAAUUUCAACAUUAUCGGAGACCCUUAGAUUCACUUAUUCAGAGACCUUGGGAAAGUGGCCCAUUGGUGAUUUGGCAUUUGGCAUCAGCUUUCUCUUAAAAAGGCAGGGAAACUUACAUGUCAGCCGUGAAUUUGGCGGUAAAGAUAGUUCACAGCUUAAAGGACCUGAAAUUGCGGCCGAGCUCAGAUAUCUUUUAAAUUUGCUAACUCUCUGUUGGCAUUUCUCCAAGAAACCUUUUGACUUAUUUCUGGAGGAGACUGGCUACUCCCAUGAAGAUGUUAUCCUCCACGAACCUAAAGCUGGAAUUCUAAAGCCAGCCUUUACUGUCUUGGUUGACCACAAAACAAAAAGCUUCCUGUUACUUAUCCGUGGGACUCAUAGUGUCAAGGACACUUUGACAGCAGUUACUGGAGUAGUCGUGCCAUUCCAUCAUACGGUAGUGUGUGGGGGAGGAGUCAGCAACUUGGUUUUAGGUUACGCACAUUGUGGAAUGGUUGCAGCUGCUAGAUGGAUUGCAAAGCUUGCCACACCUUUACUUCUUACGGCGCUUGACAGUUACCCUGAUUAUAAACUUAAGAUAGUAGGACAUUCUCUUGGUGGCGGAACCGCUGCCCUUUUAACAUAUAUUUUGCGUGAAAGGAAAGAAUUAUCUACCGCUACCUGUGUGGCGUUUGCUCCAGCUGCUUGUAUGACAUGGGAACUGGCUGAAUCAGGAAAUGACUUUAUUACUUCUGUAAUAAAUGGAGCUGAUUUAGUGCCCACGUUUUCAGCUGCAUCAGUGGACGAUUUGCGUGCUGAGGUCACAGCAUCUGCUUGGUUGAAUGAUCUGAGGAAUCAGAUUGAACGUACCAGAAUACUUAGUACAGUUUAUCGCUCUGCUUCAGCUUUGGGUUCCCGUCUUCCUUCCAUGGCCACUGCUAAGGCAAAAGUUGCUGGCGCUGGUGCAAUACUACGCCCAGUUUCCAGCGGUACUCAGGUGGUUAUGAGGAGAGCUCAAAGUAUGGCGCAAGCUGCUUGGUCCCGUCCCAGCCUACAAAUAUCCUCAUGGUCUUGUAUUGGUCCCCGCCGUAGACCUUCAGCAGCUCAUUUAACUUGCAAUGUAAACGAAGACCCUUCAGAAUCUUCUUCAACUCAACAAGACCCCUCCGAGCCGUUCCUCACAACUGUGGAGGAGACAACCACGGUUACUGAAACAACAGAUCUUCCCAUAUCUUCAUCCAAGGGUCUAGGUCGGAGAUCAGACAGUGACACGACUGAGAAUAGUACGGAUUCUGAGUCAGACUAUGGCGAUCAUUAUCAAGAUCGCAUGACGGAAGUAGAAUUGUGGCAAGAAUUAGAGCAUGAACUUUACGAGGAGACGAAACCCGAGGAGGUCGAUACGGUUAAAGAAAUUAGGGAAGAAGAAUCCGAAGCCAUUGCAGAGGUAAGCGAUACUCAGUCUCAAAGCUCAGUCCCUAAUACAAACGAGGUGCACAGAUUUUUCCCUGCCGGAAGGAUACUGCACAUUGUGUCACUAGUUUCCGAUGAGCCCGAUCAAGAAAGUGAUAACAAUACAUCCACUUCCAGUGAUCUGGAACACAGCCAAGAAGAAGACGACGACACCAAGGUCGGGAUUUUUCUAACUCCUAGAUCAUUAUACAGUAAACUAAGGUUGUCACAGACCAUGAUUGCCGAUCAUUUUAUGCCCGUUUAUAGAAGACAAAUAGAGAAGCUGAUUAGAGAAGUAGAAAAGGAAGGAAUUUCUGAUUCUCAUAAUAGUGAGGACGAAAUUCAGUAGAAAGUGAUAUUAGAGUAGUUGUUUUGAUAUGGGCUCGACUCCUUUUAACAUUAGAAUGAAUUGACAGCAGGUACUUUUGAUUCAUCUUAUUUUCAACCCGACCCGAUGACAAGAAUGUAGCAUAGUCACUGCAAAAUUAAAAAGAUUCUGACUUGAAGAAGGACCAUUUCAUAUUUCAUUUCA
Sesamum indicum (sesame) is the source of this 2413-nucleotide messenger RNA. RefSeq names its product Alpha/Beta hydrolase fold-containing protein. The record is from RefSeq and is a predicted model, not a curated record. Gene Ontology annotation, biological process: lipid catabolic process. NCBI's taxonomy places the organism in Eukaryota, Viridiplantae, Streptophyta, Magnoliopsida, Lamiales, Pedaliaceae.